UGCAUAAAACCACGCACGGUUAUUGAUCGAAUUAUCCGUUGGAAUCGUUACUGGAAACAAACAGGCUUCUUUAAUUUACUCUAAGUUGGACCUGAUGAGCUUUUACACCGCCCAGCAAUGAUCAUUGAUCGAUCGAAGUAGAAAUCGAGUGCGCAAAGAACGACCAGAGACUGGAGCUACUAAAUAAGAAAUCAGACAAGAUCGAUGGCUAAAUCAAGAAUUUAAAUCUAGUUUCAGCUAAUGCAUGUCUGCCGGUCUUCGUACGCCCGACGACCGCAAUCGAACCCAUGUUCAAAAUGACUUAACACAAACGCCUGCCAGUAUUAUUACAGCGCAACCAUCAUUCCGAGCAACAGUCAUCCCGUACCCGUCGUGCGAAAUAGUUGUGCACAAGAAAUGGUUGACGAUACGGAAGGCAACGGAAUAGAUUUGAAGAAAGAUGGUUUUUUAAAUAAACCUUUGGAGAGCAGCAAGAGCAGUAAAUUCAGUAAGUUUCGAAUCACUGUAGAGCCGUUAGGUUUUCUAUACCUCAUUGCCAACAUCAUACAGUCGAUUGUCACGCCUAAUCUGUUUCUUUACAAAGUUUGCGCGGUCAAUUUCCAAGUCAACGCCACACUCUGCGAUCCCCGUAGUAAAAUGAACCGCAACAAUACUCAACUCGCGGAUCGUGUUCAGAGUUACGUCAGUACUUUGAAUAUUUACGGCUCGCUCAUUGACAACAUUCCUUCAAUUUUCCUGAUGCUUUUUCUAUUACCAUGGAGCGACAAGCACGGAAGAAAGCCUUUGAUGAUAGCUCCUCUGAUCGGACAUGUCCUGUGUUCUUUAUCGGACAUUACCAAUUAUUACAUUGAAUCAUUACCGGCUGAAUAUCUUUUGAUAUCCACAGUUUUUGUUGGCCUCACAGGUGGUAGAGGUAUCUAUUUUAUGGUAUUACAUAGAUAUAUUAUUGAUAUUACAACUACGGAGGCGAGGACUUGGCGUUUUUCGCUCCUUGGCGGAAUAGUUGGAAUUUCAGUACCAAUUGGAAAUUUAAUUAGUGCGUACAUUUACGCAAGCGGAGGAAAUAUAGCCAUAUGGGGAACGGCACUGGCUUUGUACACUGUCGCAUUCCUCUACAUCAUAUUUUUCUUGGAAGAUUCAUGUGGUACCAGUUCCAUCGUUGAAUCGACUGACACGCAGAUUAUCGAGAAAUUGAAAUACGGCAAACUGGAAAAUAUGAGACUAUUACCGAGGGUCAAAGAAAGUUGCGUAGGCAUAUUAAAUAAUCUAAUUCUGUGCUUUACUGAGACCUUUAAACGACGACCAGGAUAUAAAAGAGCUUGCCUGUCGAUUCUGAUGGCUUCAAUGUGUAUUCUGAUAUUUGCUAACGCAAACAAUGGCGUUGGUUAUUUGUUCACCAGGAAGAAAUUCGGCUGGGAUGCUCCGGAUUGGGCCUUUUAUGUUACAAUCGCUAGUGCUGCUGCUGUGUGUGGAACUUUAAUCCUUCUCCCCAUUCUAAGUGGAUACUUUAAAGUGCGUGAUGGUAUAAUAGGGGUUAUUUCACUUUUAGCCAAUAUAGGCUCAAAUCUGACUGUCGCAUUUGCCGUGUCUCCGUUAAUGAUGUAUUUGUCAUCUAUUGGUAACUUCUUUUCUCCGCUUGCUGGAAUCAUAAUCCGUUCCAUAUUCUCCAAAACAUUGAGCAGCGAUGAAUUGAGCUAUGCUUAUUCAGUAUUAGCUUCGAUUGAAGCUGUUGUGCCUUUAAUAACGUCUCCCUCCAUUAAUCUCAUUUACCGGGCAACUCUAAGUUUCUUUCCGGGAUGCAUUUUUUUAGUGAGAGCCUGCACGCUUGUGGUUCUAUUGGUCUUAUUCGGGAUUUUACUUCUACUGAUUUGGAAAGAUUCGCAAUUAAACCAAGUCCAACCUUUUCGACAUCGCGAUGAAAAACAGACUCCCUUGAAAAGACCUAUUACCGUCCAGCAGCUACCGGACUGAAUUUUAAAUUUCAUUCCAGCAGUAAUCGUUCACCAAUCACUAACUUUAUUUAAGUAUUAAAAUUUUGCACAAUUUUGCAACUGUCUGAAAAAUGUGUUUUUUUUUCUCCAAUCGGUGAUGGGUUUGGAUCUUCUGACUAAGCAAUACGAGACAGAGGUUAGGAAAUGGAUAACUCCAUGGAAAAAUGAGAAGAAAAAGUCUCGUUUAUUCACCCGACCCGAGAGUCCACCUUCAAGUCCCCUCCCACCCUCCGCUAUAGCAAUCGGCAGAGGCCCUAAGAAUAUAAAGGAUGGUGGUAGGGAGGAAGGUUUGAAUUCAUCCGUUCAUUCAUUGAACUUCACAUUUGAAAUAAAUCUUAUUAUUUAAAAAAAAAGGGGUUAAUCAAAAUUUUAAGAAUAAUGGCGAAAUAUAAAAAUUGUAAGAAUAAAAACAUUUCCAAUAUUCCGUAUUUAGAGCAAUUAAACAACGGAAAUGUAACGUAACAGACACGCAACACAAAUGUUAUACUUUCAUCAAGGAAGAGAAAGCGAGGAUAGGAACUAAUGUGUGCCUAUUUCAGCGUAAAACAAUGUUGUAGGUUACAAUGAAAAGAGGAAAAGAAUUGAUAAAGACAUUUGAAAAGAGUUCAUUUAACAUUUAUGACGUUAGCACACAGGUGUAUAGAAGGGGAAGAGCCCCGUGAGGGUGAAGUGAAAAGAUCAGUGAACGGUGUAGUCGAUGCUGCCCACUGGCUCCAGGUGGCGUUCUGUAGCUGGGAGCUGGCCAGUGGCUGGACAGGAAUCACAAUUUCACAAUCAGUUUUCAAUGUGAAAAAGCCAAAGCUCAACAAUGUCACAGUUGGCCUUUAAAAGCAUAGACAUGUGAUAGUAUUGAAAUUAGUCUGAAGCCGUGUAUUGUUGAAUUGACAAAAAUUGGAAACCUGACAACUUUGUAAAGAAAUUGCGCAAUUUUCCUAUUGUGAUUUGAUAUUGAUAGUUGGUACUUCGCGUUGAGCUUUCACCUGUGUAAGUUGGUGUUGAUUUAUAAAAAAGAUAUAGUGACAUCCGUCAACGAA
This is a messenger RNA of Daphnia pulex (common water flea), 3025 nucleotides long. Its product is annotated as proton-coupled folate transporter-like. Gene Ontology annotation, biological process: transmembrane transport. The transcript has 11 exons. NCBI's taxonomy places the organism in Eukaryota, Metazoa, Arthropoda, Branchiopoda, Diplostraca, Daphniidae. Gene Ontology annotation, molecular function: transmembrane transporter activity. The coding region runs from base 397 to 1971 and encodes 524 amino acids. The record is from RefSeq and is a predicted model, not a curated record. Gene Ontology annotation, cellular component: membrane.